This is a messenger RNA of Dendrobium catenatum, 1887 nucleotides long. RefSeq names its product nucleobase-ascorbate transporter 2. Gene Ontology annotation, molecular function: transmembrane transporter activity. The transcript is spliced from 14 exons. Gene Ontology annotation, cellular component: membrane. The record is from RefSeq and is a predicted model, not a curated record. Lineage: Eukaryota; Viridiplantae; Streptophyta; Magnoliopsida; Asparagales; Orchidaceae. Gene Ontology annotation, biological process: transmembrane transport. The coding region runs from base 1 to 1575 and encodes 524 amino acids.
AUGUCGGAUAUCAAGCCAGAGGAGAUUAGUCAUCCGCCCAUGGAUCAGCUUCAGGGCUUCGAGUACUGCAUAGACUCCAACCCAUCCUGGGGUGAAGCGAUUGCCCUAGGGUUUCAGCAUUACAUACUGGCGUUGGGGACUGCGGUCAUGAUUCCUACUUUUCUAGUUCCAUUAAUGGGUGGAAGUGACGAUGAUAAGGUGAGGGUGGUUCAAACAUUGCUAUUUGUAGGAGGGAUCAACACAUUGAUCCAAACCCUCUUCGGAACUCGACUUCCAACCAUAAUUGGAGGAUCAUAUGCAUUCUUGAUUCCUAUUAUCUCCAUAAUUCAUGAUUCAUCCUUUAGCCAAAUUGCUAACGACCGUGAGAGAUUUUUGCAAACCAUGAGAGCUAUUCAAGGGGCACUCAUUGUUUCUUCAAGCAUCCAGAUCAUUCUAGGCUACAGCCAGUUAUGGGGAAUCUGUACAAGAUUCUUCAGCCCUGUGGGGAUGGUUCCUGUGGUCUCACUGGUGGGCUUUGGCCUUUUCUAUAGAGGCUUUCCAGUGGUUGGGAGAUGCGUAGAGAUUGGAGUUCCCAUGCUCAUCCUUUUCGUCGCAUUAUCACAGUAUCUGAAGCAUUUAAGUGUGAGACGAUUACCGUUGCUGGAGCGAUUUGCAUUGCUGAUAUCAAUUGCCAUCCUUUGGCUCUAUGCUCAUAUUCUGACGGUGAGUGGAGCCUACAAGUACAGACCAGUGAAAACUCAGUUCAAUUGUCGCACGGAUCGAGCUAACCUUAUCUCUUCUGCACCAUGGAUAAAAGUUCCAUACCCACUUCAAUGGGGGGCUCCUACUUUUGAUGCUGGCCAUGCAUUUGGCAUGAUGGCUGCUGUUUUUGUUUCACUUGUUGAGUCAACUGGAGCAUAUAAGGCUGCAGCUAGGCUAGCAAGUGCAACACCACCACCAGCUCAUGUUCUUAGCCGUGGCAUCGGAUGGCAGGGAAUUGGAAUUUUGCUGGAUGGCCUCUUUGGCACAGUAUCUGGCUCAACCGUAUCUGUGGAGAAUGUGGGACUUCUAGGAAGCACAAGGGUGGGUAGCCGAAGGGUGAUACAGAUAUCUGCUGGUUUCAUGAUAUUCUUCUCCAUCUUGGGGAAGUUUGGAGCACUAUUUGCCUCCAUUCCUUUCACCAUCUUCGCUGCGGUUUAUUGCAUUCUUUUUGGAUUAGUUGCGGCUGUGGGUCUCUCCUUCUUGCAGUUCACCAACAUGAAUUCCAUGCGCAAUCUCUUCAUCGUCGGUGUAUCCAUAUUCCUUGGCCUGUCAAUCCCUGAGUACUUCUUCAGCUAUACAGAGAGUGCAAAUCGCGGUCCAGCUCACACCAAGACAGAAUGGUUUAAUGACUACAUCAACACCAUAUUCUCUUCUCCAGCAACAGUUGCUCUGAUUGUUUCUGUGUUUCUUGACAACACACUUGACUUCAAGGACACAGCUAGAGAUAGAGGAAUGCCAUGGUGGGUCAGAUUCAGAACAUUCAAGGGAGAUAGUAGAAAUGAAGAAUUCUACACUCUACCUUUUAAUCUUAAUCGCUUCUUCCCACCUUCUUAGAGAACAAAAUGAGCUACAGAGAAUGAAGAGGACAAGAAGACUAAAAAUGUUGAGUAGAGCUGACAAUGUAGGCUGUGCUUCAGAGAUGUUCUUGUUAGGGGGAAAUGCUUUUUGGGGAGUUUAUGAGAAUACUUUCAGGGAAAUUAAUGCAGUUCAAUAAAACUACAGAAGAACCCCAUCAGCUCACUCUAGAGGGAGUUUAAACUAAUGUUAGAAUGAAAAAGUUGGGGCUUUUGGGUUGUAAGUAGUGUUAAUGGAUUUUGGAUUUAUGUAAUCAAUCCUACUAAUGCUAAUUUAUCUUCUUUUCUUAAA